UGGCAAAAUAUCAAAAUGGCGGCUUCAUUUCGAGUGUUAUCAAGUCUGAGAAAUGUGCUUUCUUUGACCAGUUUUAAGCAAAACGUUCAUCAGAAAUUAUUCAGCCUUUGUUUGAGAACAAAUGGUUUUCACAGUUGGAGCCCAUGCUCGUGGAUGUUAGGAUAUCCAUAUCUUGAAGGUACAGAUCAUAAUUAGACUGCGAGCAGUCUCUUAUUUUUCUUUGCAAAGUUACUGCACGCGAAACCAAAGCACGCGAGUGGUGAGCGGCGAAGCCGCGAGCCGCGAUAAACAAGGGCGUAAGCCCGAGAAGAAAAAAUAAGAGGCUGCUGACUCUUUUGUACUCUCUGGGGAGAACGAAGCUGUCAGGGUAAUUUAAUUAACCAAUUAAACCCGAGUAACUUGAAACGGUUUAUAAAUAGAACAUAAACAACUGAAAAAGUAUUGAGUUCCUUUCCCUUGAGGAAAUUUACAGCAGUUUCCUUCUGUAAGAUAUCGCAUUCCUUAAGAGUUUUAGUUUAAAAGCGAUUACAGCUUGGUUCGCUAUUGUUUGUAGUUAGUUGUGAGGCGUGACUAUUUUUAUCGCUUGCAAUCUCACAACAGACCAGUCAAUGAUCUGUCAACAGCUGUAAAAUUGACCAAUCGGUUGCUGCGUGUCUGGGCUGACAGAGGGUUUGUUUACUACAGAAGUGUUUACAGUCCGUCUUUUCUCGUCUCGUCCCAAUCCCUCAUUGUAACAUAACAUCGUGGUUUGCAAUCAUGCUGGCUGAGAUAAGAUCUAGACGGAUUUUAACAGAAAAGGCAGACUGCACGCAGUCUAGAUCAUAAUUUACCUUGUCGAUGAAUUUGCUUUGCAUCAUUACAGCUGCAGAAGAAGUAGAUAAGUGCAAGCAAUGUAAGCUAAGACAAAAGUCACCUAGGCGAGCUAACUUUUUACUUAUUUCUUGAAAGUCAAAUGCAAAAUCUACAUCAACUGUUAAGACUUAUACAUCAAUAAAUAAUAGCAAGAUCAUGUCACAAGUUAAUGAGAUCAUGAGGCUUUUGUUUCCAUACUGAUGUUAACUGUCACUUGUAAGCUCUGUCACUUAUAAGCCCCCUGUCUCCCAGUUAUAGGCCCUGUGGUUGAGGCGUGAUAUUAAUGCAUCAGUCAAUUCCAGGUGCGCUCAUGCCGCACCAGGCAGCGGCACGGCAUUUGCCUGCCUUGUCAGUCCCAGGGGUGGAGCAUUAGCAACUUUUUUGCCACCUGGAGAUUGGGCAUUUGCCAACCCCAGUGCCACCCACAAGCUUUUGGCAUGCACAUGCAUUCCUAUCCAAACAUAACUAAAUAUGGGGGAUUUUACAGGAAACCAAGCAGAUUUGCAGAUUAGCUCAUAUGGCAAGUGUCCCCACCCCUGGGAAUUUGCCUUUCAAGGCCAAAAAAUGGUUGAGCCCCAGGGUUAGCCCGGGGGACAUGGACGCACCUGGAAUUGCAUAAAAUCAUGACAGAGGCUGACAAAGUGUCUUUUUUGAGAAUUUUAAAAUGGAAAGAUUGCAGCUUCUUGACAUAUUGGCUAAGAAGGAAAAGAUUGAAAAUGAGCUUUGCUCUGUAUUUGAAGGUUUUUAAGCAUGGUUGCCACAGGCCAGGAAAUGGGCGUGGAAAAAAGUUCUUCAAGGUCAGGGAAAAGUCAGGGAAUUUCACUUCAAAUCAAUGGAAAAUUUAAUUCAUUGAAAGAAGUCAGGGAAAGUGAAAUUUUAAUGGUACAUAUUAAUUUUCUACUUUCCCCUCCACAUUCAUUGUUUUCUAAAAUUUAAAAUUGUUGUGCAUUUUAUUUCAUGUUGUCUUGGUGCAAUAUUUUUCAUCAAAAUUGAACUACAAGCUGAUGUUGGGUUUCAGAAAAAUCUCUCCUUUUGCCACAUUAUGCUAUGAAGCUAUUAAUUCAUGUAUACUGCAUGUGACGUGCUGAAAGCAUAAAUAAAUGGAUGGAGAGGAUGGCUGUGAGAGAAUGGUUAAGUCCAUUACCAGAACCGAUUUGUGAAAAUGUCAAUUCAGUUGGUCAGGGAAAUUUUACACCUGUCGGGAGAUUUUACACCUGUCGGGGAAUUUCUGAAAACCUCUGGUUGUGGCAACCAUGUAUUUUUUUAAAUUUUAUUAUUAUACCCCCUUAAGCUUCAAUGACUAAACUUGAUUGAACAAUAUUUAGUACCUAAAGAAGUAAGGCUCAGAUACUGUUUUGCAGGUAUUAGGACUGUCAAAUGUACCAGGAUGGUUUCAAAUUUAACAUCAAACAGAGUUUUAAGUCCUGUAAUGGCUGAACUUCUGAAAAGUAUUCAAUAUGGUAAUUUCCUUGUUAUAGACUUAGCUUGCUUUUCUGUUAUUUAACUACAUGUUAAAUGGGAUGACCUUAUUGUUUCUCCUCUUGAUGCACUGGUUUUAAAGGGUAAUAAAGUUGAAGAAGUGUGAUGUCUAAGGCCUAGGCCAAACAUCGAACUUUUCACAGGAUGAACCAAACUCUAAUUUAGGUCGACCUAAAUUUAGUUUUAAAAGAUUGUCUGUUGGGGCAGAUGUCAAACUUAGGAUACAUUGAACCAAUCAACUGAAUCAGAUCAAAGAGCAAUUUUCAUAAAUUUUCUCCUCGAGGCUACAUUAUCGUACAAAUUUUUAAUUUAUUUAUUUUCAGUUUAGCUUGUCGCAUGUUAAGAUCAACAUUUGGCCCGGAGACUAUCUUCAGACGUUCUAGCCAUCUGAAGCAGACAGAUAGAACGUGUUGCACGAUCCAAACUCAUUCAGACGAACUUAACUGAGCCAGACGUAACUAGAACUUUUCAUGAACUUAACUCACUAAGUUUGGUUUGUCUUCUGAAAAGUGCAACGUUUGGCCUUGGCCUCACAUUUCUUAACUGUCUAUGACCGUUGUGAUCAAGUUUGGGGCUAAUUAGCAGACUAAAUGCAGAAAACUUGUGUGCUACCUGAUAUAAUAUUAUGAGGACAUCCAAAGUGAUGAAACAAUCAAAUAACCUGUGCAGUGAUAGUCUUCAGUUAAAGACUAAGGUGCUCACAUUUCCACGCAGAUGAACAAUUCUAAUAAAUUUCGAUCACAGCUUGUUGUUCUUGUUUGAUUCAUCUGUAUUGAUUUUAACUGAAAUUUUUUUCAGAAAUAAUAAAUGUGUCAAGCUCUAAAACAGGAGGAUUUUGUUUUCAUUAACUGAGUUGAUUAACUACUUUAGUUGAUUGAGGAGAUGACCUUUUGAGUGCAGUCCCAUGUCAGAGCAAAUUAGGGGAUUGUGGGUUGUGUGUGGUUUACAUACUGGAUGUUAGAGUUCUGCCAUUGGUGGGAACAAAAAGAGGAUGAAUUAUGUUUGGGGGUUUGACUUAAACUAGAAUAUAAUGGUAUGGUAUUAAAUCUUUGUCUUGUAGGACCUACAGCUCAACUUUUAGCAAAUAUUUUAUUUUUAAUGUCACCAGGCUUGCAAGGCAAAGCGAGCAUUAUUUUUAUCUCCUGGAAGUUAAAUUUGAGGUUUCUUUCUUGCUUGGCUUUUAGCAUUUAUGAAGUUGUUCGCGUGGCUUGUCUGUCGUGUACUUGGUUUGCUCAUGCCCCAUUUCUCCUGGGUUGUUUAAAACAAUCCUAUACCAACUAUGCGACUGACAAACCAUGCAAACGACUUCGUAAAUGCUAGCCAUGCAAAAGAAAAACCUCUGCUUGCAGAGUAGAUUUUUCCAGUCUCCUGGGAAAAAGGGAAGUGGUCAAAUCAUGUAUCACUGUACAAGAAACUGGGGUACAAUUAAACUGACUGGGAAAGGUGUACGUGUGUCGUGUACUUGGUUUGUUCAUGCCCCAUUUCUCCUGGGUUGUAUAAAACAAUCCUAUACCAACUAUGCGACUAACAAACCAUGCAAACGACUUCGUAAAUGCUAGCCAUGCAAAAGAAAAACCUCUGCUUGCAGAGUAGAUUUUUCCAGUCUCCUGGGAAAAAGGGAAGUGGUCAAAUCAUGUAUCAGUGUACAAGAAACUGGGGUACAAUUAAACUGACUGGGAAAUGGAGAUUAGUUUUGGUUAGAUUAAUAUUAUAGGGAGUUUUGAGAAACUGAUGCUUCAAGAAACUGGAAUUCUACUGUAAUAACGACCACCAGUGCACCGGUCAUAGAGUUAUUAUUAUUCUCUGACCAGUGCAGUGGUGAUUAUUGUUACAGUUGUUAGCAUUGAAGUUGAUGGUGAAAGCUGUGCACAAGACCUUCCUGGCUUGUUAUCUGGUUGAUAUUUCAUUGAGGGUUUUCAUUGAUUUAAGACACUUUACAUUAUCUUAUUACUGUUAUUGACUAUCCUACAAGCAAGCUUUCUGGAGCGCUCUAAUGGGGGCGGGUGCUGGAUUGGAAGCUACAGCAUGUACCCUUCCUUUUCUGCCUGCCCUGCUGGCAGAGUGCCCCAGAGAGCUUGCUUGCAGGCUAGUUAUUGACUGGUACUUUUGUAUUUUUUUGCUUGAGAUAGUGAAUAGUGUAGACAAAGCAAUACAGUCAUUUGCUUCCCUUUCUUUCAGGAAAAGAAAAAUGGAUGGACCAACAACAUCGCCUUUCUCUUGUGAAGAGAUAUGAAGAUGGAAUUAUUGAUCAUCAUUCAACGGAAUAUGAAAAGUGUGUUUCACAGAACCAAUGAUGGAAUUAUUUAAUAUUAACAGAAGAAAUAAAUUCUUCUUUUCCUUGCAAUGGCGGACAUACAUAAUGCAUUAUUUUGGGGGUAUUUAAGUGCUUCCUUUUGUAGACACUCACAGAUGAGUAGUUCCUUGUAAUUGCACAUAACAGAUAACAAUGGACAGACCUUAAGAUUUCAUUAUCAACUAAAUUUUAUUUUUCCAUGAAAUUUUAACUUAUGAGGAUUUAUGGCAUGUGAAUUUUGAUUUUUUUUCAGGUUGACUUUAGAACACUUUCAAGUUUUCUGGCCAGGUAUGCACAAACCAUGUCUUGUUAGUUUAAAUCAUGUCUGUUUUAUCAUUUUUUGUACAUCUAUAUGUUUUAAGUGUUAAACAAACUGUGUCACGAAAUUUGUCAAAAUUUCAAACAGUGGGAACUGUCACCAAACUGUGUGAAACAUAAAAAUAACUACUCAAAACAUUCAAAGAAGGUAUAGAUAAAACAGCAAAUAUAAAAGAAGAUGUGGAUGGACAAAUUUGAAGAAUAUUGAAAUGGAUUGCAAUAAUUAUUGUAGUUUUUGAAAACUUGUUAACCUAACAGUUUUUCAAAGUUCAGUUUUGUUGUUUGGAACGUUUUCGUCAUUUGAAUGUGAUUUCUCAAAAAUUCCAUAGUGGAUAAGGACGUGUGAUUUGUAUUGUCAACAAAAUGUACUAGAAAGUCGUGACUUAGCCUCUUUGACUUCAUUCCAGUUUAGUUUUUUUUUGUUUCUCUAUCUCUGAUUGUAAUAAGGAUGGAUUUAGAGAUACAUUUUAAAACAAAAAUUAACGACAUAAAGGAAACUUGAGUACAUUUUGAUGGCUUCCUGCCAUCAUUAUCAAAAGAUAAGAAAUUGACAUGAUUCAUGGUAAUUUUUAUCCAAGCGAAACUUUUCUUUGAAUGGUAAUUUGUCUAUUUUCAUGCUUAAUUUUGCAUGCACUUUUUGAACUUUCUUUUUCUAUGUUAAAUAUUACAACGAAUCAUGUUAAUUUGUUAUCUCUUGAUACUGAUGACAUAAAGCCAUUAAAAUGUCAAGGUUCUUUUUUAUGGUUAAUUUUUGCUUUAAAAUAUCUCUGAUUCAUGAUGAUAAAAACAGCCAGGGGAAAGGGAAAGAAAAAUCAAAUGUGGGACAGAACAGUGAUAACUACUGGAAUGGUGGAGAAGUUAUGAAUUGCUUUUUGGUUACUUGAUUUUCAUUGUUACAUUCUUUAAAGAUGGAGCUCCAAUUUGGAUAAAUUAUAGAAGAAAUUUCUUGGGCCAGUUUGCCCCAAAGGUAAUUAUUAUUUAUAUUUUAUUUAACUUUUGUGCUAGUAUUUUGCCACCUGUGCAGGCGCAUGCAGGUUAAUGAAAUUUUGCCUAGGCUUGAUUUCAUGUGAUUUUUUUUUUUUAUUUGAUUUUAUGUUAUGUUGCUCUUUGUUUCAAAAUGCAAUUAUACCUAAAAGCAUUAAACACUUCUGAGUAAACGUUUCUGUAGUUUAUUUUACUUGUCUAAUCUGACAGUUUUAUUUACAAAUAUUUGAAAAUUCAUCUCUUCUAAUUGCUUUUAUUUUAUGUAUACUGAAACCUUCUUUUCAUAAUUCUGUUCCAGAGAACUCGAGAAAGAUGCAUUGUAAGUGCUUAUUAACAGAGCUGUUCUCUUAGAGAAUGAAAAAGAAGUUUAAGUCAUAGUAUGUCCACUUGAUAAUAUGCAAAACCAACUUACGAUGAAGAAGGACUGAACGACAAUACAGAAACCUAUUGCGAUUAUCUUUUGUUUGUAGUUAUCUCUGUACUGAAUCAAAGACUUGUACAACACUACUAUCCUGUUUUGCAUUUUGCGUCUUUAAUUUUCCUCACUUGUCUAAACUAGACUCAUGUAUGUGGAGAUGAUAGGUAGAAAUAACCAAUUAUUAGCACAUGCAAACAAACUAUCUACUUUACUGGGUAAAUAAAAUCAUUUUAUUGUGUAUGUACCAUCCAGGCCCCAGUUGUUGAAAAGGUGGAUAAUGCUAUCCACUGGAUUACGCAAUUGGAUUCCCUAACACUCAUCUGCCGGAGAGCGAUUUAUCCGGUGGAUAGCGCUAUCCAACCUUUGGGUAAAUUAACAUUUGCUUCAAUAAUUCACAAGCGUGAAAAACAAAAUUACAGCAAUCAUUCCCUAACCCAAGAUAUGUUAUGUAAUAAGUAAUCGUUUGUGACAAUCUUCUUAAUUGUAGAGGCGAACCGUUGUCUGCAGUAAUCCUUGUCCGCUGUGUCAACUUAAAGCUAAGAAAAACUAUGACCUUGUCUAUACAGUGAGUAGUAUCAGUUGUUUAACCCUUUAACCCUUUAAGCCCCAAUAUCCACAUACAAAUUCUCCAAACUGAUCUCUAUACAUUUCCUUCAAGAAUAAGUUGAGAGAAUUUGAUAAAAGAUCGAGGCAAUUUCCCUUAGGUGAUCAUUUUAUUAAUUCUCAUAACGUAAUCUCUUGACAUUGUAUGGAUAUCGUUAGGAGAAAAUUGAUGUUGGUCACUAUUGGGACUUAAAGGGUUAAUAAUGAGAAGGGCAUUGCAACUGAGUGACUUUGGCCCUUAAUUACUGACUUGACUCCCCAAAUUACAAUCCACUAAUAACAACGUUGCACCAAAAGCUAAAAUUCUUGGAACAGUGUUUGGAUAAUGCUUACUAUGACUUUUUUUGCGGCAGCACGAUGCUAGUUAUUGAACCAGACAAACACCUCAACCAUCAAGCAGAACCAUAUGCACUUGUACAUAUACCACUUAUGAUGACAUCACGAUUAAUGGUUUAAUAUUACUUUGAUGCUGAACUUGCCGAAAUGUGCGCAAUUCUGACAAACAGGCCAAACUAGAAAAUUGGAGAUGAAACCUACCCACUACUUACUAACUUCCUAGAAAAUAUUUUCAAGUUCCUUGGUAUUUCAGUUUUGACACUUUUGUUUCGGGGAAGACGCCCUGUAAAAGCCUAACAGAAGAACAAAUAGAUAUAGUAAAGGAGACAACCAUAAAAUAGUGUGGACACUCCAAAAACCAUCUUCAGACUGCUGAAACUUAGAAAACUGGUAUUUUCGUUAACUUUUGCGCACCAGAAAUGAAAGGCAGCGUAGAACCAUGAUUUAAACAUCGUUUUUCGUGGUGUUGCUUCUUGUUGGUUAGGCACCAAAGUUUUCUGUUACUUUGUGUGAUGUGCAAAAAACAGAUAAAUUUGAAACCUUGUGCAUUGUUUUUUUCCAGGAUGUUGGUUUGUUGAGUCAGUUUAUCAGCCCAUAUACUGGAUUAGUUCUUGAAGUACAAAAAACAGGUAUUUUUGAACUGCAAUUUAUUUUCUUACAUUUACUUUUUCUUUACACCCCAAAAUGCACUUUAUUUGAGCUUCAUUUGAUGUUGGUGCGGCCCCGUGGAUCCAACCCUCGACUUCCCACUCUGCAAGGUCGUACUCUACCAACUGAGCUGAGCUGAUCCUGCCAGUGUUGGUCUUGUGUUGAGUGUGAAAGCAAUGGUCGGCUUGGUUUGUCAUCGUGGGUCAGUGGUGUAUUUGUCUGUAGCACCUCAUCUGUAGGCUCUAUGACCAGCCUAUGACCAGCCAUGGGCAAUUCCUUAAAUUGAUCAAUGUUCGAUGAAGACGCGAAUUUUGCCUCUUUUUAGGCUUCACAAGAUGUUGUAAGAGUUUGGAAGAUGGUUAGCGUUCUUUGAAGUUGUUUGAAUUUUUUUUGUUUUAACUGCUAGGAGAAUUCUGUGGCGCAGCUUUAGCAACAAUCUUGACGGCAUCGUUGUUUGACUGGUGCUUUAUCAUUUAAGAACUGGUCACCAAUACUUGCGUAAAUUGAUGAAUCAAAAGGUUCAAGGCAUCGUUUUAACGCUUGACUGGUGCUUUAUCUUUUAAGAACUGGUCACCACUACUUGCAUAAUUGAUAGGAUCGGGUAACUAACGGAAACAUGUUUUGGUUACAGCAGCUUUACUUCUUUUCUUUCCAUAAACCGGAGUUAUAGCAUGGGUCUGUCACUUGGUUCGUUCUAAGGCGUACGGAAAUGGGAACAAGUUUUUCUGAGACCAGACUAUUCACAAAAGAUGUGUACAAUCCAAUAAAACUGUCUGAAAUCCUCUCAUAACUCGUAACGAAUACAUGUGGCCGACUUGUUAUUUGUUUGAGUUAUAUGUACUACUUAAAUGACUAUAAAUUGAAAUUUACUCCCUUUUUUAUUAACUGUUUCAACCUUAAAUCAUGUCUCUUUUUUUUUAGGUGUUUGUCGAAGACAACAGAAACUUCUAUUGAAGGCAAUUGAAGAAGCGAAAGACAAAGGUAGGUACCACUCCUUUGGCUCCAAGAAUGCUUUCUCAGUCACUCUCACAGGCUUUAUGGUUGGCUGUAUCGAAUAGCAGACACAUCGAUUAGCUCAGUUAUUCUCUGCUGAUGUGUGAGAGAUUAUAGAUCCAGUGUGGUAAGAAGGGAAGCACAGAUCGUGCUUCUGCAAUAGCCAGCCCGCCCUCUCACAUGAACACAUCAAAAAUUUUACAAAGGAUUUAGAGUUUAAGCGAGAUCUCGGAAACCGGGCUCAUGUGAAGAGGCCCUUAGACUGCUGGCAGUACUCCAGGAUACUUGCGCGAGCGAAGGAAACAAUGGCGAGCCGAGGGGAAACUGGGGAAAAGGCGAGAUGCGAAGCCUGGUUCCCCUGUCGGUCCGUUCGCUCUGCCUGGACUCAAUUGGCUGAAAGAGAAAUGCUCACAGUCAUCGUCCAUGUACAUGUACAUGUAAAACUGCCAUGUUUGUUUUGAUCGUUACGUUAAAUAUCAUCAAUCUAUUUUAAUUCUUUCUUUCAGGUGUUCUCCCUUUUACGGUUCCUGGUCCACGAGAUCCUCCACGGCGCUUCAAGCCUGCUGGAGUACCGUUUAGUGUUAGAAAUAAAACGUGAAGAAAAAAGAUUAGGGAAAAGAAUAAGGAAAAUAUUCAUAAAAACCGUUGAAUUGCAAACAUGCGAAAAGGAC
Porites lobata is the source of this 9595-nucleotide messenger RNA. Lineage: Eukaryota; Metazoa; Cnidaria; Anthozoa; Scleractinia; Poritidae. The record is from the annotation of a GenBank genome assembly.